CGACGUACUACGCAGUUCUCCUGACGGUGAACGUGUCCAUCGAAAGAAUGAAUUCCAAAGGCAUAGAUGAAUCAACUCAAGAGUGGAAAAUACAGUCACUGGCGUGGCAGUUCCCAUCGUCUUGCUUUGCCAAUGACGCCCCAAGACAGUGUUCACACAUGCAUCUUCUUCAGCACUCCCCUCAACAAGCAUACAUAUAACCCGAACCCGCCCUAACCGCCAUGGCCCUCCCCAGAUGCCUGUUCAACAUAUCCGCAACACGUCACACCACAUCCGGUUCACGAGCCCUCACCUCCCGAUUCGUCCCAUCAUCUUGGGUCUCAGCAAGUCCAGAUCCAUUCAACGCAGCGAAGAGACAACCCUCAAUCAGUCGCCCGACAAGCCCGUACCACUACAGCACAAGAAGCGGGGAUGGGAUAACAGCAGAGAAACCCUCUCCGUAGAAGUCCUCUUUUUGCGGGCCUCCGCGGUCGCGGAAGCAAGCGAGUCCGGAAGCGGGAAUCUGGAAGUAAGACGUCGAGCAACAGCGGGGAACCAUCAAGAUCCAGCUACUCUGCCUCCCGCCAGAACUCAAGAGUACCCUCUCCUCCUCUCAAGCCAUCACUCGGUGCCCAACCAUCCACGCACCCAUCUCCGAACCCUCAUCGACGUUUUCUCUCGCACCCACACCCAAAACCAGCAGGUCCAUCUUACCUGCAGCCCUUCUCCACGCCUAAAUUGACCCCCCUCCCAUCCUUCUCGGCUCCGUCGCAUAAACUGCGGACCCAGCACCACGGUUCCGCAAUCCAGGGAUCCUCGCUUGGCCUGCAUUGAUCGGUGAAGAUAGAUUGAACCC
Messenger RNA from Westerdykella ornata, 835 nucleotides. RefSeq lists its product as uncharacterized. The record is from RefSeq and is a predicted model, not a curated record. The coding region runs from base 236 to 721 and encodes 161 amino acids. NCBI's taxonomy places the organism in Eukaryota, Fungi, Ascomycota, Dothideomycetes, Pleosporales, Sporormiaceae. The transcript has 2 exons.